Messenger RNA from Anisakis simplex (herring worm), 1497 nucleotides. The record is from the annotation of a GenBank genome assembly. NCBI's taxonomy places the organism in Eukaryota, Metazoa, Nematoda, Chromadorea, Rhabditida, Anisakidae.
AUGAGCGGUAUGCAAGAACAAGUGAAUAGCGCAAUGGAGUCAGCUCGUGAGGCCGCAGCCUCAGUGGGUGAACGUGUUACUGAUUUCUUCCAAGGCAAUCCAUUCACUACGCCAUGCGGACGUAAAAUUGAAAUGGCUACGGAUGCAUCUACUCUGGCCACCGAGAACUGGGGACUGAAUAUGGAGAUUUGUGACUUUAUCAAUAAUACUGCUGAAGGUGGCCGUGAUGCAAUUCGAGCAAUUCGCAAACGUCUGCAUACCCAAAUGUCGAAAAACAAUGCAAUUGUUAUGUAUACGUUAACUGUGCUAGAAACGUGUGUGAAGAACUGUGAUAUGCGAUUCCACGAAUUAGUGUGUCAAAAAGAUUUCAUCAAUGAAUUGGUGCGGUUAAUUGGACCCAAAUUUGAAGCACCUCAAGUAAUACAAGAACGAGUGUUAAGUUUAAUUCAGUCGUGGAAUGAUGCAUUCCGAGGCGAGCCGCGUUUACAAGGCGUCUGCCAAGUUUACGAUGAAUUAAAAACGAAAGGUGUGGAAUUUCCGAUGACUGAUUUCGACUCAAUGGCACCAAUAUUAACACCGAAACGAACUGUCUUUCCAUCACCAGUUGUAUCACAGCACCACCACCAACAACAACAACAUCCCACCUCAGCUGGCGAUGCUGGCGUGGAUGCCGGCUUAGACUUGACGCCGCAACAACAGCAACUCCAAAAUGCAGAAAAUUAUCAGUUCGUGGAUGCGUCACAUCCUGUCCAACCAACACCCGAACAACUCGAGAAAUUACGUAAAGAACUGGAUGUUGUGAACAAUAAUCUCAAGGUGCUGCGUGAAAUGCUGUCCGAACUAGCACCAGGUCAAGAGAAUGCAGAUGAUAUAGCGCUACUGGUUGAGUUGCAUGCUACCUGUGUUCAGAUGCAGUUACGUGUUCGCGAGUUGAUCCGUGCGAUAUCAUCUGAACAAGUGACAUAUGAGUUGUUGGUUCUGAAUGAUGAGCUCAACAAUGUAUUCGAUAAGUACGAUCGUUAUAUGGCAAACCGAUCGGCCGAUGUCAACAAGCAAAACAAUGGACAAGAAGCACACAACGAGCACGCACAAUGCACUACUGCGAAUCUGAUCGACAUUGAAGACAGUCGACCCUUAUCUGAGCAGAUGAACGCGUUGAAGACACAUGAUGCAGCCAUUCCUAAUAACACCACUUCCACUAGUACAGCCAACCAGGUAGAGUCGACAUAUGCAGAUAAUUCGGUGCGUUUAGAUCAGACUGAUGCAGGCUUAUCGAAGGCAGCUUUUAAUAAAACGACACCAAUAAGUGAAAGGGAAGCGGCUGAAAUGGCCCAGUGGCUAGAGGCCAAUGAGUCAAGCGCACAAAAAUGUCCAGGUAGUUUCGUGAUAUCAUUACUUAUAUCUGUUCUCAUCAGCAAUACGCGAUUCUGUAUUAUUUUAGAGAAGGAACAAAAAUCGACAGACCCAAAAACGGAUGAUCCAGAUGCGGGACUGUAG